Molecule: messenger RNA, 330 nt
Organism: Protopolystoma xenopodis
Lineage: Eukaryota; Metazoa; Platyhelminthes; Monogenea; Polystomatidea; Polystomatidae
Source: the annotation of a GenBank genome assembly
UUCUCCUUUUUGCUGGUCUUGCUCAAUUCCUGUGACAUUGACAUUCUUGGGGAGAAAAAUGUAAUGAACAGGAGAUUGGAGGAAGGAAGAGUUAGUGAUAACUUUGCCUACUGCUUAAGCAAACUCGGGGGAAACAAGAAAAGAGACUUCGGCCAUACCAGAGGCCCCAACAUCUUGGGCUUCAUAUCUUCAAAGACUUCUUUGCACAAUUCAGCACUCUUCCCUAGCCGUAAUCCUCCUUCGGUUUACGGAGCCCUGCAAACCUCACCUGGUACUGAUGGUGGAGAUGAUUACGCCUUGCUUAAUUCAAUUGUAGCGACACUUUCUUAG